Molecule: messenger RNA, 672 nt
Organism: Epithele typhae
Lineage: Eukaryota; Fungi; Basidiomycota; Agaricomycetes; Polyporales; Epitheliaceae
Product: S-adenosyl-L-methionine-dependent methyltransferase
Exons: 7
Coding region: 1-672 (223 amino acids)
Biological process (GO): methylation
Cellular component (GO): eRF1 methyltransferase complex
Molecular function (GO): S-adenosylmethionine-dependent methyltransferase activity; nucleic acid binding; protein methyltransferase activity
Source: RefSeq, a predicted model, not a curated record
AUGCUCCCCACCCCAGACCUCUCACACCUCAAGAGCGAGGACUACAGGCACGUCUAUGAACCAGCAGAGGAUACCUUCAUCCUCCUCGACGCGUUAGAAGAGGAUGCUGAAACACUACGAGAACUGAGACCUGCUGUAUGCGUGGAAAUCGGCUCAGGAUCCGGAUGUGUAACAACGUUUGCGGGCAAGAUCCUCGGGGCGUCUUCAUCUUUGUAUCUGACCACUGACAUCAACCCUCGGGCAUGCGCAACCACUAAAGCAACCGGAUGUCAAAACACCGUUCCGAUCGAACCCAUCCUAGCCUCACUGGUAGGACCACUGCGCGCACGUCUGAAGCAUGCAGUGGACCUGCUCCUUUUCAAUCCGCCGUACGUCCCGACAGACGCCGAAGAAGCCGAUGCAGCGCAGGACGACGCGGGCAUUGCGGGUGCGUGGGCUGGAGGACAAGACGGCAUGGCCAUCACGGACGUUGUGCUCGACCAAGUAGAAAACCUGUUGUCCCCUCGAGGUCGCUUUUAUCUCGUCGCCGUCAAGCAGAACGACAUUCAGGGGAUAUGUGGCAGGAUGCUGACCCAACACGGCCUUCGGGGCGAGGUCGCGCUGCAGCGCAGAGCCGGGAGGGAGCACCUGUACGUGCUAAGGUUCCAUCGAGAACGUCCAGAUCGCACAUAG